AUGAUUCCCCCUCGAGGUUCUGCUGGUGGAGCUUCUAACGAAGUACUCAUUGCUUCCUCCCCUGAGCGAACACGUCUGGGUGCGUCGAUGCUCACUUCAGCAUCACCCAUAAGCCAGGCCAACCCCAAGCGGAUCUGUCGUGGGGCCAUGCAACUAGACAACAGCAGUUCUCCCUCUGAGCGACUGCCAGUCUUCAACCACGUACGUCCGGAUACAUUCGAAGAUAACCUCGCCGAGCUCCAGAAGCGGUUCCCAGAGAUCCAUCGAGGCAUCGCGUCGUCUAUACUGGAGACCUGCGGCAACAGCGUGUCAGACGCAGCGAUUUCUCUGAAGCAGCUCGCGAAUGCCUCUGUCGGCCCAGUACAAGGCUCCUCUCGCGCUGGCAAACGGCGCUUGGAGACCGAUGAAGACGAUGAUGAUGAAAACGGAGGCAUCCCUUCACACAUGGCCUCCGCUAGUCCCCUUGGUGGUAGUACAAAGGUCGGGAUCAAACGAGGCCACGAUACGAUGGUAUCGGAGCACUCUAACCUCACUGGGGAGCAAUGGGCUGAGAGACUGGUGCUCCAUUUGCAAGGCUCACCAUCUCUCGUCACAGCCAAGCAGCGCGCCUGUGAAGUACUGCAAGCCUACGAACGUUGUGUGAGGGAGCGAUCUGCUGCGGACUCUGCCGGGACGAAGAUGGAGAUCGAAGAGUUACAGAAAAAGCUGCAUCGUCACAAGACCGCUAAUAAAGUGUUGUAUCGAGCUCUUCAUAUACUCAACUCCCGCACCAACCACUGCCAGGAUCAGGUGGGACUCGAUUCUAGGGAGGACCCGGCGGUGGUGGCGGAGCUCCGAAAGAAAUUAGACGAAACUGAGGCGGCCCUACGGAGAGAGAAGCAAACGACUGAUGUCUUACGGUAUCAUCUCCAGCAAGCUACUAGCCUCAACUGUAUGUCCCUUGGGGCUGCCGGCGGCAGUGGCGGCGGAGGCGGCGGCUUUGGUGGCGGUGGUGUAUUCUAG
Molecule: messenger RNA, 1002 nt
Organism: Perkinsus marinus ATCC 50983
Lineage: Eukaryota; Perkinsozoa; Perkinsida; Perkinsidae
Exons: 10
Coding region: 1-1002 (333 amino acids)
Source: RefSeq, a predicted model, not a curated record